CUUGUAUACAUCUAGACACAUGUAUGCAUGUAUAGAGUGGUAUAGAGCAGCACAUUAUUACUACUACUUACUUAUAGACUCUCCACUUAGGAAUUUUAAAAAAAUAUUAGUUUGCCCAUUUGUUUUUGCCAUUUAGUUUCUAUCGUUUCAAUCGUAAUGUUCGGAUUUUAUUGAUUGACAAUCGCCUUAUGAUACUCGAGUGCAUAACAAUUAAAAAGACAAUUAUUAAAUUAUCAUAAAUAGUGCCUGAUAAAAAUAAUAUUUUAUAGCCAUUAUGCCUAGUAAAAAUGAUAAUUUAAGAAAGCGUAAGCUGAUUACAGACAGUCACGAAAAAAAACCAAUCAAGAAGAUUCACAACAAACAUGGUCCAAAAACAAGUCAAAAUGCUGGUUUAUUCUUUAGUUUUAUGUGCCUAGUUGUCACUGUAACAAUUCUGAUCAUUUUCUUUGGCAUAUAUACAGACUCAUUACAUCCCAUUAUCGAUACAAUUGCAACUCAACUCGGAUAUUCCGAGAAGCAAUAUGGAGCAAUUUUUGACGCUGGAUCGACUGGAAGUCGUGUAUUGGCAUUUGAGUUUCAUAAAGCCUAUCUUGACGGACGACUAGUGCUAGAUAAUGAAUUAUUUAAGGAAUUGAAGCCUGGUCUUUCUUCAUUGACGCCUGAGAAAGGAGCUAUUCAGAUUAAGCAGCUAUUGGAUGAAGCGAAACAGUUCAUUCCUGAGCAAUAUUGGCCCAAUACACCGAUAGCUUUAAAAGCAACAGCUGGAUUAAGAAUGUUAGGUGCCAGUAAAUCAGAAGCAAUUCUUCAAGCUGUAAGAGAUAUUUUCACCGAGUCUGGAUUCAUGACAAAUGAUCAUUCCGUUGAAAUAAUGGAUGGAACUGACGAGGGAAUCUUCUCGUGGUUUACUGUCAAUUACUUAUCAAAUCGCUUGACAUCGAGGAACACGGCAGCUGCACUUGACUUAGGUGGCGGUUCCACUCAAGUUACUUACGAGUUGAAUGAAAUUCAACCGAGUUAUAAGGAUUUUAUUCACCCUGUGCCUGUUUUUAAUUCAGAAGUAAAUGUCUUUACAAAUAGUUAUCUUGGACUUGGAUUAAUGGCUCUAAGACACGCUGUGAUUUCCUAUCAGAAGGCUGAUAAUCAGACAUCGUUUGAAAAUGAGUGCGUUAAUCCUAUCGUUAAGAAUAAAUCAUGGAUUUAUCAAAAUAAUGAAUAUUCGGUAUCUGGAAAGGAGAAUAAGAAGGCAUCGCCUGAUAAUCCCGAAGUUGAUUUUGAAACAUGUGUAGAAUCUGUAAAGCGUCAAGUGAUGCCACUUUUAAAGCCAAAGCCAAUACGCAUACAAGAGCAUAUUAUUAAUGCAUUUUCAUACUAUUAUGAUCGUGCAAUAGAAACAGGAAUGGUAGAUCCAUUUUUAGGUGGCGAAGUGACAGUUGCUGACUUUACAAAGAAGGCACGCGAAUCGUGUGCAACUGCAAAUACAGACCAACCAUUUAUGUGUUUGGAUCUUGUCUACAUAUCAGUUCUUCUUCAGGACGGUUUUGGCUUGAAUCCACAAACAAAUAUCAGACUUUUCAAAAAGAUUCGUGGACAUGAAGUAAGUUGGGCCCUAGGGUGCUUCUUCCAGAAUUACAUUACUCUACAGCAGAAAAUGAAGCGUGCAUCAAACUAGGACGAUUAGCAAGAAUAGCGCCAUAAUCAUAAAUCACAAAAUGACAUAGAAAUUGAAUAUUGACACAACUUUUCACAACUCACCCAAUACACACUGUGCAUGCGACAAUUUUCACAUUUAAUAAUUAAUAGUUAAACGUACAGGGCAAAUUUCGUUAGAUUAAAAUGAAUGAAAAUGAAAUAAAUCAAAACUAUGGGAAUUGAGUUUGUAAUUUUUUUACUUCUGUUCUUUUCUAACCUUCUGUUAAUGUGUAAAACCUGUUGAUAUUUUAUUGAUGCGGGUUUUUGAUAUUGUAUUUUUAUUAUGUGAAAUAUAUACCUUUAAUAAUGAACUAAGUUCUCGUGAUGUCGGUGGGAAUCUUACAAUUGUGAAUGAAUAAUUGACGAAAAUUUAACGGAUAUUUGAUAUUUUAAAAAUAUUUCUCGCGACUUUUUAUACCAUAUCAAUUUGAAUUUACGGGAACCGUUAAAUUUUUUCGACCAUUUUUGAUGUUACUAAUUCGUGAAAAGAAAUUCAUUAAAAUUUCAGUAUUGAUAAUUUUAUUUUUAAACGAUUAGAUUAUUAUCAAAUAAAUACACUUUUAAUAAUGACCUCAUUAAUUACUGCACAUUAAAUCGUGUUUUUAAU
Molecule: messenger RNA, 2296 nt
Organism: Chironomus riparius
Lineage: Eukaryota; Metazoa; Arthropoda; Insecta; Diptera; Chironomidae
Source: the annotation of a GenBank genome assembly